AUGCCGCAGGGCGCUCACGGUGCCCACAUGCCGCAUGGCCCGCACGGACCGCACGGUCUACAUGUGCCGCAAGGCCCGCAUGUGCCGCAAGGCCAACAUGUGUCGCAAGGCCCGCACGUUCAUCAAGGCCCGCACGUGCACCAAGGCCCGCACGUGCACCAAGGCCCGCACGUGCACCAAGGCCCGCACGUGCACCAAGGCCCGCACGUGCACCAAGGCCCGCACGUGCCGCAAGGCCCGCACGUGCCGCAAGGCCCGCACAUUCCGCAAGGCCCGCACAUGGCACACGUGCCGCACGGCGCACACGGCUCCCCGCUGCCCGCUCCACCACCGCUGCCCGCUUUCCCGUACUUCGUGCCGAACCGCAACUCUUGGGACGUGGCCGUCGCGGCCCGCUUGGGAUGUGCAUUUAUCAGCGAGCCGCUGUGCUGGACCCAUCGUGCUCAGCCGCCGGGCGCGCCCGUGUUAGUAGAUGUAGAAGCACUGAAAUCGCCAAGCGUCGAACGUACAUCCGAGCGUCUGCUAACUAUCGCGUUCAAAGGUGUGACGCGCGGAAGUGGGGGCGCGGUGGUGGCCGCGGUGCGCUACGGCUCCGUUGCGGGGCCGACACCGCCGCGCCCCCCAGUCUACUCGCAAAACACGCUCGGGCAACAACUUAUACUAAGUCUCCAAGUGGCCUUGAUAUCACACUAUUGUUUGGAGUUUGGAUUAUUCGAUUCGGUUCAAGUUUGGAAU
This is a messenger RNA of Iphiclides podalirius (scarce swallowtail), 735 nucleotides long. The record is from the annotation of a GenBank genome assembly. Lineage: Eukaryota; Metazoa; Arthropoda; Insecta; Lepidoptera; Papilionidae.